Messenger RNA from Chroicocephalus ridibundus (black-headed gull), 2440 nucleotides. RefSeq names its product thioredoxin related transmembrane protein 4 (gene TMX4). Bases 39 to 1031 code for a protein of 330 amino acids. NCBI's taxonomy places the organism in Eukaryota, Metazoa, Chordata, Aves, Charadriiformes, Laridae. The transcript has 8 exons. Gene Ontology annotation, molecular function: disulfide oxidoreductase activity. The record is from RefSeq and is a predicted model, not a curated record. Gene Ontology annotation, cellular component: endomembrane system.
CGCCCACGCCCUCACUUCCUGGGGCGGGCGGGUUGAACAUGGCGGCGGGCGGCCGGGGCGGGCGGUCGAUCCUCCGCUGCGCCGCGGCCGCUCUGCUCCUCGCAGCCGUGCUGGGAAGAGCCACCGCCUCUUCCUCCUCCUCCUCCCGGGCGGGCAGCCCCGGCGAGCCGCGGAGCCGCGUGCAAGUGCUGGGCGGCUCCAACUGGAGCCUGGUGUUGCAGGGCCAGUGGAUGUUGGAGUUCUAUGCUCCUUGGUGUGCAGCUUGUCAACAGAUUGAAUUGGCAUGGGAGAGUUUCGCAAAGGAAAGCGAACAUCUAGGUAUCACUGUGGGAAAGGUGGAUGUCACUCAAGAACCAGGUUUGAGUGGUCGUUUCUUUGUCACAACACUUCCUACAAUUUACCAUGCAAAUGAUGGAGUAUUUCGCAGGUACCGGGGCUCACGGACAUUGGAAGAUCUUCAAGUUUAUGUUCUAGAAAGAAAAUGGAAAGCUGUGGAGCCUGUAGCAGGAUGGAGGUCUCCAUCUUCUAUAAUGAUGCAUGGCAUGGCAGGGCUGUUUCACCUCUCUGGAUGGAUCAGGCAAAUUCAUACCUACCUCACUGGCACUCUUGGAAUUCAUGUUUGGAUUUCUUAUGCAAUCUUCUUCUUAGCUACCUUAUUGAUUGGCCUGUUCCUGGGCUUGAUACUUGUUUUGAUUUCGGACUGCCUUUGCCCAUCCAAGUCAAGAUACGGACCUGAAACGUCUGAUGAAGCAAUUACAAAGGAUAAUGUGGAGAAUGCGGCAUUAGAAGAACCGGAGGAGGCUGCAGAGCUUUCCGCAGAUGAUGCGGAAGAGGCUGCAGAUGUAAAAGAUCUCUCAGAUGGAGAAGAUGCAGCAAAUUCAAGUGCUGAUGACUCAGAGGAGGGUUUAGCGCUUGGAAAAGAAUCAGGGGAAGAAGAAAUGGAAGACUUAAGUGAACAACCUUUAGCUGAUUCAGAGACUGAAAGCUCAGUAAGGCAGCGUAAAAGUCAGGUGGCUGAUAAUGGACUAUAGCUGUUUUGGUGGUGUAUUUUGUACACUUGGACCAAAGAAGUAUCAGACCCUGCGUCUGAAGCUGAAGCUUACACUUGAUUUGUCAUUUGUGUUUACGCAAAACCUCUGCUCUGUCAGCAGGCUUCUCUUUUUUUAAGCUAAUACUUGCUCAUUGGGUUGUUUUAUAAGCACAUAUGCUGUGUAUUGUAUAACUUUAGCCAUGACAAUCAAAAUAAGUAUAUCUUAUCUGUUUGCAGUCUUCUAAGAGAAAAGAGGUGUUACAGCGUCUCAGUUCACCAGCUAUAAAAUGGUUUAUCUAUGUUUGUGUUCCUUUAGGUAUUGACCUAAGCAAGAUCAGGAGUUUUAACUCUUUACCGUAGCUUGGCAGGACUGUGACUUUUCUGUCUGGAUGUUUAUUGUUUCCAAAAGCCACGGAAGCACCACAUAAGUGAUACAGUAGUGAAAGAAGGCACCUUACUAGUCUUCUGUUAAAAAUGUUGUGUAUGAUGGAUUUAUUUUUAUCGCUUUCAACUGAAGCACCUUUCUCUUUCAUUUUUAUUAAUGUUUGUUUUGAAAGUUUAUCAUACAGUAUGCUGUGUGCCCCCAGAUUUUUCAUUUUUUUGGUAAUUUGGAGGCAGGCUGCACAGCUCAAGCUUGUCAGCUGAGUGGGGUUUUUUUAACCCAAGGAGUCUGAGUAAUUGAAAACCUCAGUCCGAGAAAGAAUGGCAGCUAAAUGUUUAAAAUAUAUUUGAACUUUUGAAAGGUUUAAAGGAAAUUAUGUUGGUGGGGGGCGGAUUUUUGCCAAAGCAGGACUUUUUUUUUUUUCUUUUUUCCCCUUUCAAUAGAUUGUAGCAAGAAGUAUUCACUUUGCAGCAAGUUGUGUAUUUCUUGCCAAUACAAGCGUGUCAUAUGCAGUGCAGUUCUACCAUUUCCAUCUCGGAAUAGUUUUGGCAGAACUCAAACUGCUUCAGUAAUAUUAACUGAAGAGGCACUUAAGGUUUUACCUUUGAUCGCUUUUCUACUUUUUGUCACUGAAAUCGGCACAUUAGGAAAAGAGAGGGGCAGGGGUGGGUAGUAGGGCAAAGCUUUUUUGGGUUAUCUUUUAUCAAGAUAAACGUGUAUCUAUUGAAUUGUGUAAUGUGGAAAUGGCUUGCUAGAUAGACAGCAUUAGGCGUGGUUAGAAGAUUUAAGUCAUUAAAGAUAUCAGUAUUUCCCUCCUUUGACUUGGUUAAUAUAUAAGGCUUUUUUUUUGGUGAGGAAUACCUACAGUGGGGUCCUGUAUGUUCCUAUUUUGUUGAUGUGUGUUCAUGUGCAUAAGAUGUGUUUUAAUCUUGAUUUUAUUUUUUUUAAAUGUAUAUAUUGCAUAAACCUUGCUAACGUGCAUGAAUUUCAUCUUGUUCUUCAAGAAUAAAGAGUAAUCAGAGAUGAAA